CCCGCGCUGGUCGGCGGGCUGCCGCGGGAGGCGGCAGGGCGGGCGCGGGACAGGCGCAGCGGAGCGCGGGGGCGACCGUGGCCCCGCGGGAGCGCGGCUGCGGCGCGCGGAGCCGGCAGCGACGGCUGGGCUGACGCCCGCCUUCGCCUGCGUCGCUGCCUCCGCGCGAGCCGCCGCCCCCGGGGAUGUGAGGGGCGCAGCUCGGCCGGCGGGGCCUGGAGCGGCGCGGAGGCCGGCCGCGGACGCUCCACCCACUUUGGCCUAGACCCAACCUCCAAGGGCUAAAAAUAUUGCCCGGAGGCUUCUGAGCGGAAUCAGAUCGUGCUAAGUAGGGCACGACGCGCAGAGGCGACAGAGCUCCUCGGCCCCAGGGCGGGAGCCAGUCUCCGGAGCGGCGGUUCCGCCCACGCUCGGCCCAGCAGCUAGCGGCCUCCCUCCGCCCCAGCAGGUGUGUGUGGAGGCCAGUAUGAAGCUGAAAAAGCAGGUGACAGUAUGCGGGGCUGCGAUCUUCUGCGUGGCUGUCUUCUCGCUCUACCUGAUGCUGGACCGAGUGCAGCAUGACCCCACCCGUCACCAGAAUGGUGGGAACUUCCCCCGGAACCGCAUUGAGCAGCUGGAACAGCUGUUGGAGGAGAACCAUGAGAUCAUCAGCCACAUCAAGGACUCGGUGCUGGAGCUGACAGCCAACGCGGAGGGUCCGCCCGCCCUGCUGCCCUACUACACGGCCAACGGCUCCUGGGUGGUGCCACCAGAGCCCCGGCCCAGCUUCUUCUCCAUCUCCCCUCAAGACUGCCAGUUUGCUCUGGGGGGCCGGGGCCAGAAGCCAGAGCUACAGAUGCUGACCAUAUCAGAGGAGCUGCCCUUUGACAACGUGGAUGGUGGCGUGUGGAAGCAAGGCUUCGACAUCUCCUACGGGCCCCACGACUGGGACGCUGAAGACCUGCAGGUGUUCGUGGUGCCUCACUCCCACAAUGACCCGGGCUGGAUCAAGACCUUUGACAAGUACUACACAGAGCAAACCCAGCACAUUCUCAACAGCAUGGUGGGCAAGCUGCAGGAGGACCCCCGGCGGCGCUUCCUCUGGGCGGAAGUUUCCUUCUUCGCUAAGUGGUGGGACAACAUCAAUGCCCAGAAGAAAGCAGCAGUCCGCAGGCUGGUGGGAAACGGGCAGCUGGAGAUUGUGACAGGAGGCUGGGUGAUGCCGGACGAGGCCAACUCCCAUUACUUUGCACUCAUUGACCAGCUUAUUGAGGGCCACCAGUGGCUGGAGAGAAACCUCGGUGCAACCCCGCGCUCUGGCUGGGCAGUGGACCCCUUUGGCUACAGCUCCACCAUUCCCUACCUGCUGCGCCGUGCCAACCUGACCAGCAUGCUGAUCCAGAGGGUGCACUAUGCCAUCAAGAAGCACUUUGCUGCCACCCACAGUCUGGAGUUCAUGUGGAGGCAGACCUGGGACUCAGACGCCAACACGGACAUCUUCUGCCACAUGAUGCCUUUCUACAGCUAUGACGUGCCCCAUACCUGCGGCCCGGACCCCAAGAUCUGCUGCCAGUUCGAUUUCAAGCGGUUGCCAGGUGGACGCAUCAACUGCCCCUGGAAGGUGCCGCCCCGGGCCAUCACAGAGGCCAACGUGGCUGAGAGGGCCGCGCUGCUCCUGGACCAGUACCGGAAAAAGUCCCGGCUGUUCCGAAGCAACGUCCUCCUGGUGCCACUGGGGGAUGACUUCCGAUACGACAAGCCCCAGGAGUGGGAUGCCCAGUUCUUCAACUACCAGCGGCUCUUUGACUUCCUCAACAGCAAGCCUGACCUCCAUGUGCAGGCCCAGUUCGGCACCCUCUCUGACUAUUUUGACGCUCUGUACAAGAAGACCGGGGUGGAGCCAGGGGCCCGGCCUCCAGGCUUCCCCGUGCUGAGCGGGGAUUUCUUCUCCUACGCGGACCGGGAGGACCAUUACUGGACUGGCUACUACACUUCUCGGCCCUUCUACAAGAGCUUGGACCGGGUCCUGGAAGCCCACCUGCGGGGUGCGGAGAUACUAUACAGUCUGGCUACCGCUCACGCCCGCCGCUCUGGACUGGCCAGCCAGUACCCGCUCUCGGACUUCGCCCUUUUGACGGAAGCUCGACGCACUCUGGGCCUCUUCCAGCACCACGACGCCAUCACCGGCACCGCCAAGGAGGCGGUUGUGGCAGACUAUGGCAUCAGGCUCCUGCGCUCCCUUGUGAGCCUGAAGCAGGUCAUCAUCAAUGCGGCUCACUAUCUGGUGCUGGGGGACAAGGAGACCUACCGCUUCGAGCCUGAGGCGCCCUUCCUCCAGAUGGAUGACACCCGCUUAAAUCACGACGCCCUGCCGGAGCGCACAGUGAUCCAGCUGGAUUCCUCCCCCAGGUAUGUGGUGCUCUUCAACCCCCUGGAUCAGGAGCGGUUCAGUGUGGUGUCCCUGCUGGUCAGCUCGCCCCGAGUGCGUGUCCUUUCAGAGGACGGUCAGCCACUGGCGGUGCAGAUCAGCGCACACUGGAGCUCUGCCACCAGCACGGUCGCCGAUGUCUACCAGGUGUCUGUGCCCAUCCGCCUGCCGGCCCUGGGCCUCGGCGUGCUGCAGCUGCAGCUGGGCCUGGACGGGCCCCGCACCCUGCCGGCCUCCGUGCGCAUCUACCUGCACGGCCGGCAGCUGUCCAUCAGCAGGCAGGAUGCGUUUCCCCUGCGCAUCAUUGAUUCUGGUGCCAGUGACUUUGCCCUCAGCAACCGCUACAUGCAGGUCUGGUUCUCAGGCCUCACCGGGCUCCUCAAGAGCGUCCGAAGGGUGGAUGAGGAGCAGGAGCAGCGGGUGAACAUGGAGUUCCUCAUCUAUGGCACUCGUGCGUCCAAGGACAAGAGUGGAGCCUAUCUCUUCCUGCCUGAUGGGGAGGCCCAGCCGUACAUCCCCAAGGAUCCCCCUGUGCUGCGUGUCACCGAAGGCCCUUUCUUCUCGGAGGUCGUUGCCUACUAUGAGCAUGUCCGCCAGGUGGUCCGGCUUUAUAAUCUGCCAGGGGUGGAGGGGCUGUCUCUGGACAUGUCAUCCCUGGUGGACAUCCGCGACUACGUCAACCAGGAGCUGGCCCUGCGCUUCCACACGGACAUUGACAGCCAGGGUGCCUUCUUCACGGACCUCAACGGCUUUCAGGUGCAGCCCCGGCGCUAUCUGAAGAAGCUGCCCCUGCAGGCCAACUUCUACCCCAUGCCGGUCAUGGCCUACAUCCAGGACGCCCGGGACCGCCUCACGCUGCACACUGCCCAGGCCCUGGGGGUCUCGAGCCUACAUGAUGGCCAGCUGGAGGUGAUCCUGGACCGACGGCUCAUGCAGGACGACAACCGGGGUCUGGGCCAAGGGCUCAAGGACAACAAGAGAACCUGCAACCAUUUCCGCCUCCUGCUGGAGCGGCGAAGCCUGGGCAGUGAGCCUGGCUUUUUCUCCAAACUGGCAGCCAUGUUUAGGGACUUGGUCUUUCACAGCAGCAGGAGCGGUGACCUCGAGGUCCAGGAUGGCCGCUCCACCAGCUACCCGUCCCUCCUCAGCCACCUGACCUCCAUGUACCUGAACACCCCAGUGCUCGCCCUGCCCGUAGCCAAGAGGCAGCUCCCGGGCCCCGGGCUGCGCUCGUUUCAUCCCCUGGCCGCUUCUCUGCCCUGUGACUUCCACUUGCUCAACCUGCGUACGCUGCAGGCCGAGGACGAUGCCUUGCCUUCGGCGGAAACUGCACUCAUCCUACACCGCAAGGGUUUCGACUGUGGCCUUGAGGCCAAGAACCUGGGCUUCAACUGCACCACAAGCCAAGGCAAGGUGGCCCUGGGGAGCCUCUUCCAUGGCCUGGACGUGGGGUUCCUGCAGCCGACCUCCUUGACAUUACUGUACCCCCUGGCCUCACCCUCCAACAGCACUGACGUCUAUCUGGAGCCCAUGGAGAUUGCCACCUUUCGCCUCCGCUUGGGCUAGGGCUUCCUGUGGCCUGAAGGGAAAGUGCGUCAGAGACUGCCUCUCACACAAGGUCGGGUUGGGCAAACCGGACGGGUAUCCUGUCCCGAUCUACCUCUCAGAACUGUGACACGCUGGGCUGCGCCCUCAUUUUCUGUUUAUCUUUGCUUCUGCGUCCGGGGGCAGCUCCAAGCCCCGUGUCGGGUAGAUAGGGCAGACGCUAGUGAGGUGGUGGCAAGAGGGCCCAGGGUCAGAGCGCGCGGGGCCAGCCUCUGCUUUGGGUUGUGAGGCGCCCAGGUGGGCAUAGGCUUAAGUAUCCCCCCGUUGUCCCAGAACGGGAUGGAGGAGAAGCAGGGUCCGAACUGGUGGGGCGGCCGAGGGGUAGCCGCCCAGCGCCGGGGUCACUGCAGUCAGGAGCCAGCUCGAGGGGGACUUUCUGGCUCUGGAAGGACUGCUUGUCUAGAUGUGACCAGCAGGAGCUGAGUGACAGCUGGGAGGAGGGCGAUGGGGACCUGGAGUUAGUGGGGCUAAGGAGGGAGCCCUGCUUUCCGUGAUGACUCUGCCGUAGGUGCUCCCUGGUCUGCACACCCCGGCUCAGGGCUGUGGGGUGGCAGGAAGGACUCACGAGAGACCAUGUUAUGGCCAGAGCGCAGAGGACACUUCAGAUACUGACCCCCCCCCCCCAUCGCAGGCACUUGGUCUGUAUGUUGAUGUGUGGGCUGGUGGCAGGGAAGGGACCUGGGGGUCCUCCAUCCUCCCUGACCCCACUUUGGUUCCUGUACUCUGUACACCACUGUCCUCAGGAGCUCCUUCCCAUCCUGGGGGCAUUUGGCCUGGCACAUUUCCUUUCCCUGGAAAGAAAGCGAAGCCUCCAGGCGCCUGUGAGCGUGAGCAGUUUGAGAAGAAGGCUCUUGGCCCCAUCCCUGCGUGGGCAGGGCUGGGGGGGGGGGUUUCCUCUACGGAAUCCUGGCACAGGGACUGGGGAUACAGAGCGUACACUAGGAGGCAUUAUGGCUGCUCAUGGGCCUUCAUUUCAGCUUUGAUUCAUAGAGAAGAGUUUUUGGUAGUCUCUAUAGAUGCUGAAACAGUAUUUGGUAAAGUUUAAGAUCUAUCCCUUAUUAAAAAUCUUAGUAAGUUAAGAUGACAAAGAGACAUCAUAAUCUAGAUGAAAACAAGUCUCUAUCACAAACCAGCAGUUGGUGACAUUCUAAAGAACCACAGGCAUUCCCAUACAAGUCGGAAGCGAGCCGAGGACGCAUCACUCGUUAGCGGUGUCCUGGCAUGGUCCCCCGCCAUGGGAGAGCAGUGAAGGAGAGGAAGGUACAGCUGUCAUUAUUUGCAGACGACAGCCCGGCCAACCCAUACAGUGUACGAGAGCCCGCAGGAGACCUGCUAAGACCAUUCUGUGAGUGGACACACAUGGCAGACACGAUGCUCCCGGAAGAUUUCAGUUCUCUCCGAAUCAGCCCCUAAGUUCAGUGUGUUCCAGGACCAACAGGCUCCUGGAACGACAGGCAGAGUCCCGGAGCAGACCCCCAGGGAGACAGGAACUUAGUAGGAUAAAAGGAGUAUUUGAAGUGGGGAAAAAAGAUGGCUUGUUUAAUAAAUAGAACUUUAAGGCACGUGGCCCUCAAAGUAAGAGAUCUGUAGCUCACAGUUGCCACGACAAUUAGAUCCAGAGGAAAGAACAGAAAAGUUCAACUGCAAAAUUACUAAAGGAUAUACAGGAGAUUAUUAUAUCUCUGGUAUGGGAAGCUCUGUUUUAAACAUAACAUGAAACCUAAAAGAUCUAGUGAUGGGAAUAAUAAAAAGGUUUGACCACCCCAAGAUAUUGAAAGUGUACAUAUGAUGGAGAACAUUAUGGUUCCAACACAAAUGAGACUGGGAGAAAAAAUGUUUGCAGCCUUUCCAAUAUUGAUGAGUAUUGAUACUUCAGGAGAAAAGCUUGCUUUGGGGUCCUUGGAGAGGGUCCCCUGGGCCUGCUUAGCAGAUCCCCAAACAUCCAGAAUUCUUCCAGAUCACCCAGGGCUGUUAUCACCACCAUCAGGCCAGGGCACGUGGAAUGCUAAGUCACAGCGGAAGAAAUGAGAUUACCAGGUGAGGUGCUCAGCACAGAGGACCCGGUACACAGAGGAGCUCAAUAAAUAGAAGCGGUGAUCUUAUUAGUAAUGCCAAGUAGUUAUAUCACAGCAGAUGGUAUCUGCUAGUAUCCUAUGACUUGUAAUCAAACGAUAAGGGAGACUCUGUGAAACACCCCCCCCCUCCAGGAAAUGAGCAGAAUAAAGGCUAUUUAUUACAUCUGAA
Molecule: messenger RNA, 6256 nt
Organism: Mustela erminea (ermine)
Lineage: Eukaryota; Metazoa; Chordata; Mammalia; Carnivora; Mustelidae
Gene: MAN2A2
Product: mannosidase alpha class 2A member 2
Exons: 25
Coding region: 467-3973 (1168 amino acids)
Biological process (GO): N-glycan processing; protein deglycosylation; mannose metabolic process
Cellular component (GO): Golgi membrane
Molecular function (GO): carbohydrate binding; alpha-mannosidase activity
Source: RefSeq, a predicted model, not a curated record